Funneliformis mosseae is the source of this 155-nucleotide messenger RNA. The record is from the annotation of a GenBank genome assembly. Lineage: Eukaryota; Fungi; Glomeromycota; Glomeromycetes; Glomerales; Glomeraceae.
GACUAUAUCAAUCGAAAAAAAAUAAAGAUUUAGAAGAAUCUGAAGAAAUGAUUAUAGCAAGGUCUGCAAUAAAAAAGUCUGCUACUACAGUUGCUGUUACAGACAGAAAUGAAAAUGAUUUAACAGCAAAAGAAGCUGAAGAAGAAUUAACAUAG